This is a messenger RNA of Onthophagus taurus, 1272 nucleotides long. RefSeq names its product mitochondrial protein C2orf69 homolog. The record is from RefSeq and is a predicted model, not a curated record. Lineage: Eukaryota; Metazoa; Arthropoda; Insecta; Coleoptera; Scarabaeidae. Gene Ontology annotation, cellular component: mitochondrion.
UUUGACAGUUAAUAGCGCCAUCUGUUAUUAAUUAUAGAAAUAAUAUACAACAACAAUUUAUAGUUUAGAAUAAAAAUAUUUAAAUAAUUCUUGAUUUAAAUCAUUUAAGAAGGUUUAAAUCAGGAUUAUUUGAGUAAGAAUGGUGUUGGGAGUGAUUUUGAAGGUUCAAAAUAUGGUUAUUUAAUCAAAAAAAUGAUUCGAACUGUUCCAAUAAGAUUUCCUUCAGUAAAAGGUUACGAAAACCGCGUUAAUGACAUCAUUUAUUGCCCGCCGAUUCGAAAUGGAUUAAAUUCGGUUGUGAUUUUUUUUGGUGGUGACAUGCAGGACUUGUAUGAAAAUAUGGAAUCCCACCGAGAUGCUAAAAACUACUUAAAAUACAACCUCGAAGACUGUACGCUCCGAUUAAGAAACAAAUUCCCCGAUUCUCACCUAAUAAACGUCCGGCCAUCUAAAAUUAUCUUAAAAACGUUUAGUUGUUACUCAAAUUUUGUUCCUACAGGAGAUUACGGAUCUCCCGAACACGUUUCAAUGAAUUUCGCAUUAAAACAUUUGCAAAAAUUGCUUCAAAACAUCUCCGAACGGUUAAAUCAUAUGAAGCGUGAGGAAUUUAUUGAAAUUACACAGAAAUAUCGAUCGGAUUUAUUAAAAGACACGGAAGAGAGAGAGCGAAUUUUGUUAAAUUAUGAUCAAAAUCUAUUCGGAAAGAAUUUACAAUUUGAAAAUUUCGAUUUAAAAGCUAUCGGAUUUAGUAAAGGUUGUGUCGUUUUAAAUCAAUUUUUGUAUGAAUUUCAUUAUUUAAAAACCGAAAAUAAUGAUUUAAAUCUAAACGAAUUUGUGCAUCGGUUUAAAGAUUUAUAUUGGUUAGAUGGUGGACAUUCCGGUGGAAAAAAUAUUUGGAUUACUUCAAAACCAAUUUUAGACACCCUUUCCAAUUUAGAAUUAAAUGUUCACGUCCAUGUAUCACCAUAUCAAAUCGAAGAUGAUCGUAGACCUUGGAUUCGAAAAGAAGAAAAAGCUUUCAGUGAUUCAUUAAAACGUUUAAACGCCUCAAUUUUCAGGCGGGUUCAUUUCGAGAAUGUUCAACCGAGCUUAUUUACCCAUUUUGAAGUAUUAAAUGCCUUUAAAGAAGACGAGGACCUAAAUUGAUACAAAAAAUAUUAUGUAAUUGAUUAUAACAAAACAUUGUUUUCUUUGGCUUCAUUUUAAUGCUUCGCUGAAACUGAAAAUGGUUAUGAAACGUGGAAUAAUAAUAAAAAAUGAGAUAAAAAAAGA